This is a messenger RNA of Homalodisca vitripennis (glassy-winged sharpshooter), 6365 nucleotides long. Its product is annotated as homeobox protein abdominal-A homolog. Bases 1378 to 2457 code for a protein of 359 amino acids. Lineage: Eukaryota; Metazoa; Arthropoda; Insecta; Hemiptera; Cicadellidae. The record is from RefSeq and is a predicted model, not a curated record. Gene Ontology annotation, cellular component: nucleus. Gene Ontology annotation, biological process: negative regulation of transcription by RNA polymerase II; anterior/posterior pattern specification. Gene Ontology annotation, molecular function: RNA polymerase II cis-regulatory region sequence-specific DNA binding; DNA-binding transcription factor activity, RNA polymerase II-specific. The transcript has 4 exons.
GAGAGAUCCAUUUUGUGUUGUCUUACAUUUAAACUAAAAUCAUAUCAGUUAUUUAGGUUUCAAAUUAAAAGUUUUUUGGCAAAAGGUUAUAAUAAUAACAUUUUAUAUUCAUAUUCACAACUUUCGCCUACAUUCGAAAUCUACGCCUCUGUAUGACCAGUUACCACAGACAUUCAGACAUAAACACUGAACGUGCCCGUUGACCACAUACAUACAGACACUUUUAUGAGAUUCGCUUUUCUAGUUUAGAGUAUCAUAAAUGGAUCACAAAACCUGUUUUUGUAUUAUAUAGCUUUUUACCACAGUUUUUAUUAGAAGAGUGUGCAUUUCAAUAUUAUUUACAAAGUUAUUUUAUUACGAACUAAUUAAAACUUUAUUACGAUGUUUUAAUUUAAGAGGAGCAUAUUAGAGGUUGAUUAUAAAUGUUUUACUAUAUAUAGUAUUUUUUUAGAGUAUUAUUUAAAUCAAAUAAACACUAACACUAAGCACUUAGAGUGUUUUGUUUCAUUUAAUAUUAUAAUAAGACUUGGACAGUUAUUUUACUAUUUUUCCAUUAUUGGGAAAAGUAAUGAUUUGAUUUGUACGUUGUCCUUUCGACAUUUUGAGGAUACGAAUAUUGUAUAUUCACGUAAAGUAAGACAGCCACCCACGAACUGUUGAGUAAUGACAACAGAAAGGUUUGUUUACAUUGUAAAUUUAGCAGUUAACUUAUCUUGAAGUUUACAAUUGGGGGCUAACGACAUGUCCGCUCCGAAUGCGCCCGCAUGAGUAAUAAACAAGAUAGCGAGUGUGUCAUUAUUAGGUGACCGAAGUCAUGUAGUGAAGUCGGUACUUACUUAUCCGGUCACCGCGCUCCAAGGACGAGCGAAACCAUAACCCUUAAAAACAGCGCUUACACCCGAUCAGGCCUCUUUUAUGAGGACUGAUAAUAAUUUUGAUCACCCGAAAAUGUUUUGUUGUGGGAGUUUUUAUCCCGCUGUUAAAAUUCCGCGCGGAUCCGCUAGAUGGUGUUAGUAGUGCCGGGAAGGAAAAGAGAGUAUCGACUGGGAGCCGCGUCUGUAGAAGUGUGCGCUCCGGUCCCGCCGAGCGCUCCGAUUGGUCCGCCGGCCCCGCCGUCGAGCGCUGAUUGGUCGCCGGUCCGCGCGGUAGGUGAGAGGGGGACUCUAUAAUGUUAAGGGGUUACUCAGCCUGGUGAUAUCCCGCAGUACGUAUACCCUUCACAUACACUACGGCCAUAAAGGCUUUAACAAGUGCAUACUACUACAAGGGCCAGGGUGGUGUGAGUGAGAGGGAGUUUUUUAGGUUAGGUUCGUCGUUUAGGCGCGUCUUUCUACCAUGUGUUAUGAUGACUAGUCGUUAUCAGUCGCGGGUUACGUCAUGAGCUCCAAGUUCAUCAUAGAUAGCAUGCUGCCCAAGUACCAUCAACAGUACCAUCACCAGUUGUUGAACCCCGUCAUCACUUCGAGCGGAGGCGACGUGUCUUCCGCGGUAAACUACUCGAUAUCCACCAACAACUCUUCCAGCUCUUCGUCGUCACCACCGCCUUCCUUGGUCUCCUCGGCGAGCAGGAUGUACCCUUACGUCGCCGCGCAUCACCACCAUCAGCAGCAGGCGGCGGCAGCAGCGGCGUUCGCAGGAGCAGCGGCCGCCACAGGGUCCAUGGUCCCUGGCGCCUUCAGCACCCCCAGCUCAGCCGCCUUGGCAGCCGUCGUGGACGCUGCCGCCGCUGACAAGUCCUGCCGCUACACCGGCAACGUUCCUCCCCCUGAGUCCAUGGUAAACUACUCUCUGCACCACCAGAACGGCUCGGCCGCAAGUUCCGUCUCUGCCGCCUCCGCAUCCAUGGCCGCCGCCGCCCAGUUUUACCACCAAGCCGCUGCCGCCUCCGUCGCCGCCGACCCUCUGAGCUCAUGCACGACGCAGGUCGCCAACGCCGCCACCGGUCAGCCCAUGCCCGACAUCCCUCGGUAUCCGUGGAUGUCGAUCACCGACUGGAUGAGCCCAUUCGACCGCGUCGUUUGUGGAAGCCAACUCUUCGAAGGUCUGUUGGUUUCAGGCCCCAACGGGUGCCCGAGGCGCAGGGGUCGCCAGACAUACACUCGCUUCCAGACUCUGGAGCUGGAGAAGGAGUUCCACUUCAACCACUACCUGACGAGGAGGCGGAGAAUCGAGAUCGCCCAUGCCCUCUGCCUGACAGAGCGCCAGAUCAAGAUCUGGUUCCAGAACAGGCGGAUGAAGCUGAAGAAAGAGCUCAGGGCGGUGAAAGAGAUCAAUGAGCAGGCGAGGCGAGAGCGAGAAGAGCAGGACCGGAUGAAGCAGGAGAAACAGGCGAAGAUGGCGGAGCACCAGCAUCACCAUCAGGGUUCACUGCACGACCCACACAAGAUGAUGACGGGUCUAGACAAGACGUCAGGAGCAGAUCUCCUCAAAGCCGUGGUCACCAAAGUGCAGACGUAAGCUCUUAUGGUCACGCCAGACAUACGUAAGGACUCAGCGUGAGAAAAGUCGUGUCCAUCGAGAAAUCGUUCUACCAGUAUUCUUUCUCCAAGAGUAGUUUUAUUGGAUGGCUGCUGGACUUUACCGGUUUUGGCAACUCGGAUACGUAUACGAGGCAAUAACAUUGAGAUCCAAGCCUGUGUGUACUCGAACUUCCGAUCCACGUCCAUUGUUGUUGUACUUAAUCGGUUCGAAUUUGUGAAGUAUUGAGCAGUGCUCCCUGUUUUUGUUAGGCCAGUGUUUAUUUGUUGUCUGGACAGUUCUACUUUACGUUAUUGUUGUAGUUUUUAUUGAGUUGUUGUUUUAUUUUGGAAGAAUUUGAAGAAAAUCCCGUUUGUUAUUUGAAGUCACUGUUCAUUUUCGACAUCUGUUGCAAAAAGUCAAGUUACUCAGUGCCUUCAUUUUGGAAAUACGUAAUCAAUCUAAAUUUUCAUGUCAGUCGCAAGCAGGAUUCUCUUCAUUUGAAGGCCUAACGAAACCAUCUAUACGUAAAUUUACUGUGUAUAAAAAUUCCGAAAUACGUAAUAGUCUUUAUUCUGAAAGAGAUAUUUUUAAUAAACCCUUUUGAAGUCUACAUUUCUAACCUUCAAAAUAAAGAGUUAGGUUUUGUUAAUGCCAUGUUUGAUAAAAUGUUAUUGAAAUUGCUCAUUUUUUACAAUUUACUCAUAUUUAUGUUUGGAAUAUUGCCUGUUUAUUUAUGCAUUUCAUUAUGUAUCUAUGUUUUGUUUUUUGUUUAUAGUUAUAGUUUACAAUUCAAAUGUUGCCAUAUUUAAGAAUUUUCUUUAAGAAGAAAUUAGAAUUGUAAUUUAAGAUUUGUUUUAGUAAUUAUUAUGAUGAGCUUUAAAACCUAUUAGCAAUUUUACAAUGAAGCAUGUAAUCCCAUCAUGUUUUGACUUGUCUGUUAAGUAGCAAGAAUUUUAAGAACUAUAAGAUAAAUGAGCUGUAUUUUUUGUUAUAAUAUACUACUACUGCUUUCGUAUUUAAUAUAAAAAGUAUAUAUAUAUAUAUAUAUAAAAGUCCCCUUGAUACACGAUAUAAGUAGUGAUAACAAAUAUAUUUGAUCUACAUCUUCUACCUUAUUUCAUACGAAACGGUCCUUGGAAAAACUCAACCUUUCCAAAUUACAUAUACGUUUACUUUGAACUGUCACUGUUUCUGAAAACUUUAUGAAUUCCUACUCUGAUUCCUUAACCGCUAGGAGUCAUUAACCGUAAAGUAACUGUUUGGCCGUAUCGUAUUACUAAGAAAUUUAUAUUCCACGUACAAUUUAACUGAACCGAACUUUGCCCCCCCCCCCUUGUUCUACCCACCUUGCGAUCAAUACUCGAAAUACAAUCAUGUGCCAAGUUCCCUCUACAACGUUGCCACUUUCACUUCAUUUUCGCUCUUAGCAAAUUCCGAAAUGAGUUCCAAUCGUAAUUUUAAGGGAGCGAAUAACAAAUAACAUUGUUUUGGUUCGAACCAUAACAAAGUAAUCCUAUACGUAAGCUGGUGGCAGGGUUGGCGCGAGUGAGAAGCGUGUGUGUGAUCAACUCUAUAUUGUUUCUGUAAGAAUCUCGUCCGUUAUGUUUAGUUUCGUGCGUGUGCGUGUGCAUGAGUAUGGGUGCGUGGGAGAGAGAUCUCGCGUGACGAGUGGUAUGCUGUGUAUAUUUUAGCAUUACAUGUACAUUAAGCAACCUUGUGUUUCAAUGUUAGACUAUUAUAAUUUCUUCUACUAAUCUAUGUAUGGCCAAUGUUAUAGUACUUACACAGAUAAGGGACUGUAUCCAUUACCCUAAGUUUUCGUUCCUUGUAAGUCUCAAACCGCGUCCGUCACUAAAGUGUGUCCCCAUUUUGUUCCUAAUGUAAGCAUAUGCAGUUGCCUCGUAUUAUUUAGUCUCGGCUUUCACGGGUUUUGGGAUCUGCUCAACGAUUUUAUUAUUUUACUGCCCUUGAACUUUUAUCAUAAAAUGGAAAAUCAGUACCAUGUGAGGGAAAAUAAUUUACCUCGAUUGUACAGCAUUGCUGUCUUAAUAAUGUACUACUGGGUUUAAUGAACAGCCGUUACUUGUAUAAUUCUUGUUAAUCGCUCUAAACCAUGGUUUUAAAUAUUUCAUAAUGAUGAUUUAAAUGUGGUUUGAUAUCCAUAUUUAAAACAGAAAAUGCGGGUAUCAAACUAAAAAUAAUAUACUGACAGUGUUUUAGUCAAAAUUUAAAAAUAAAAUUACAAUGGUUUUUGAGAAAAGUACAGAGUUUUAAUUACUUCUGCGUAAAAAUAAAAAAAAUCAAUUCUGUGUUUUAAUUCCAAUAACUUCAGGCAAAGUAUCAGUAAGAUGCAGUAAAGUAUACUGUAACCUUUUAUUUGGCUAAUUUUUUGCUGGAGUAAAAUGAGUUUUAAAAUAUUGGGCUGAGCAAAACCCAACGUUACAUGGAGUUUUCAUCCACAACAAUACUUUGCUUCCUUAAUACUUAACACAAAAUCCGUGAACAGCUGAACCAUUUAAAAAUACUUACAGUAGUGUUUGACAGAUGUAUCUAUAAUUUAAAUUUGUAGUGCUCAAUAAGUAUAUUUUUAUAAAGUAAAUAAUAAUCUGUAUGUAACUUCUCACUCCGAAUUAUUACCUAGUUAGUAUUAAUACUGUAUGCUGUAAAUUGCUCGUCUUUUAUAUAGCUGUUGUUUGCUGUAUUAUAGUGAUGGUUAUUAAUACCUUAAAAAAUGAAUAUAAGGAAAUUAAAGAUAAAAUUUGGUGAUUUAAAAUAUGAGAAAUGUAAUGCUACAGCUGUUUAAGUCUUUUCGUUUUUAAAACAAUUAAUUUGAAACUGUUACUAGCAAUUACAGUUAAAGUAAAUAAAUGAUUAGCGUUUUUAAUAAAUAAAUACAAAGUAAUAACUUUAACCGUACAUUUGAUAGCAAAUUUUAUAGAAAACGUGAACAUACAAGUUUCAAAUAGCUUCAUGAAAUAUCACAAUGUAUAUUUAAUAUUAAAACAUGAAAGCUGUCUUACUAUUACGUUAAUUGGACUGAUGUGACCAUUGAAAAUUUAAAAUUUAUUUCUAACUGAAUAAUUCUUGCGAUAUUGUGUGUUGUAACCACAAAUUCCCUUUAAUAUCAAAGUUUUAAAUCAUUAGUAUAUUUAGUUAUUUCAUACACCAUUUCCAAUUACCGUUUAGCGAGAAGUAUAUUAGAAAAGGUACUAAAAUGAGAUAAAAUAUAAUUAACAAUAUACAUUCAAGUGAGUACAGUAAUAACUUAUAAAUUUCUUUUUUUUUGCUUUAAAAAGAAUUUGAUAUAAGCAAGUAGUGAACCGUAAUAAUGUUACGUAUGAUGUACAUACCACACUGAGACAACUGCAUUUUGCAUAAAUAUAUACAAUAUGAAUUGAUUGUGAUUGAGUUAUCUAAGAAGACUACUACGUAAUGUAAUGUAAUGUAUAACUUAAUGUAUGUGUCGUGUAUUGUCGCUAAAGUAGCAUUAGCGUCGGAUAGACAGCGUACGCUCUAGCUUUAACGUUACGCUAUACAUGGCUGCUUUUUGUAAAAUAUUGCGUUUUUAUUUUAAUAGAUAUGUUUUUAUAUUAAUGACAAUGUUGAUUUAUUUAUAUUCGUGUCGAUUGUAUUUCUGUUGGUUGGACUUUGAUAAUCUGUUUUUGUUAGUGAGUUUAUUUUAGACAAAUUUUAAUUUUGUUUGUUGAUUCUAGGGCACAGUGCUAUAAUUCGAUUGUUUAUUGAAUCUUACUAUUGUUCCGUUUUGAGUCAGUAUUUUUGAAGAUCGGUUGCCUAAUUUGUUUGUUUCUUGUGCUAUGUAUUAUUACAUCUAGUAUCCAUUUUUUAGAUAAACUGUAGACACAAUUCACUGUGUACAUACGUUUAGUAAACUGUAUAAAACGACA